Messenger RNA from Dioszegia hungarica, 1686 nucleotides. RefSeq names its product major facilitator superfamily domain-containing protein. Gene Ontology annotation, cellular component: fungal-type vacuole membrane. The record is from RefSeq and is a predicted model, not a curated record. NCBI's taxonomy places the organism in Eukaryota, Fungi, Basidiomycota, Tremellomycetes, Tremellales, Bulleribasidiaceae. Gene Ontology annotation, molecular function: transmembrane transporter activity. Bases 1 to 1686 code for a protein of 561 amino acids. The transcript is spliced from 11 exons. Gene Ontology annotation, biological process: transmembrane transport.
AUGUCGUAUCCUCAACCUGAAGCCGCUGGUGCGGUCAACACCAACGCCAACGCCCGGUCCGCCUCAAUAUCCUCCCACGACUCACAUCAUCGCCAGUCUGUCGACCUUCCUCCGCUCCCCAACAUCCCUCGUGCCGUUCCUAAUCGAUAUGCGGCAUCUCGACCCGGACCCACUGUACCACCGCUCGGUGCGCCCGUCCCCGCGACCAGACAAGCGGGGUACGGCGGUGCUGGCUUUACGCCGGUCCAGCGCUCUUCCUCCCGCCUGUCAAAUCGCUCAUUCAACCAGACCUUCAUAGACGCGCCAGUGACUAUCACUGCGCUUCCCGAGAUCAGGCGGCAAGAAACGCACGCGAGUGUGCGGACGGAGAUGACCAAGGUGGAAGAUGGGGGUAAGGCGGAAGAAGGGGGAGAAGGGAUGUCGAUGCAGGGGGAGAAGGGCAAGGUGGUGCAGGUUUCUCAGGAUGGGACGGAGGUCACAUUUCCAGACGGCGGAAAAGCGGCCUGGCUGGUCGUAUUGGGCGGAGUGUGCGCGCUGUUUUGCGGGUUUGGCCUGACUGCCGCAUUGGGCGGGUUCCAGACGUACUACACGUUUACGCUCAUCCCGACCUACUCUUCGAGCACGAUCGCGUGGAUACCAGGGACCCAGGCCUUCAUUACCUUCGGUCUAGCAGCCUUCACGGGCUCCCUGUUUGACAAAUACGGUCACAAGCCGCUCAUCUUCGUGGGCUCGGUCAUGAGCGGACUCGGCCUGAUCCUGCUGGGAUUCUGCACAGAGUAUUGGCAGUUGUUUCUGGUGCACGCUUUAGUGAUUGGGAUUGGGAAUAAUCUGAUCUUCAUAUCGCCGAUGGGAGUCGUCGGGCAGUGGUUCUCCAGAAGACGCGGACUUGCUUUCGGUAUACUUACCGCUGGUGCCUCCCUCGGAUCCGUCAUUUGGCCAUUGAUAAUAGCAAAGCUUCCCCCCAUCAUCGGCUUCCCCUGGACAGUCCGACUGAUGGGCUUCAUCACCAUCGCUCUCGGCGCCGCAGCGUUCUUCCUCCUCAAAACCCGGUUACCUCCCAAACCCCCCGGGCCAUUCUUUUACUUUAAAGCUUUCCGAAAGGUCUCGUAUUGCUGCGUCUCCCUUUCGUCCUUCACAUAUAUCAUGAGCUUUUUCAGCUUCUUGAGUUUUAUCGGAACUUUUGGACAAUUGGCUGGACUAGGUGAUUUCGCACCAUAUCUUCUCAUCAUCACGAACGGAUCCUCAGCAUUUGGGCGGAUCAGUCUCGGGCUCCUCGCCGACUAUGUCGGCCCAUACAACAUCACAAGCUUUUCCAUCCUCAUUAUGACCGUCCUCUACUGGUCCUGGAUCGCCCUCCGUACCGAGCCCGGCCUGACCGCCUUUGCCGUCCUCUUUGGGUUCUGGUCCGGCGCGUACGUGAGCCAACAAGCGCCCAUGUCGUCCGCCGAGGCCGACGAUAUGCGAUUCGCAGGCACGCUCGUCGGGCAAGUCAUGUUCUUCAUGUCGAUCGCGCAGCUCGUCAGUGGUUCGAUAUUCGGGGCGUUGUUGGGAAACGGAAGUCCAGAGAGUCAGCUCGCGAACGCAAAUAAAGCGAUAGCGUUCGGGGCGAGUAUGAUGACUGCGACGACUAUAUUGCUGGUUAUUGGUCGAUUGGCGAGGAGUAGGGAACUGUGGGCCAAGGUGUAG